Molecule: messenger RNA, 1146 nt
Organism: Brenthis ino (lesser marbled fritillary)
Lineage: Eukaryota; Metazoa; Arthropoda; Insecta; Lepidoptera; Nymphalidae
Source: the annotation of a GenBank genome assembly
AUGAGAUUAGCCAACUGCGCAGGAGAUAUUAUAGUGCUCAAGUGUACGCGCAGACACAAGUGCACUCUCUAUUCCUAUCACUCUCAUACUCCGGUGGGACGACCACUCGACACGACCGUUCCAGUCAAAACUAAAAAGAACACAUUUUCUUCUGAAAAUCAUUAUAAGGAAAAUUAUGUAACAUUUCAAGCAGCCAUGAAGCUCACUGUUCUAAUGGGCCAAUUCUUUGGUCUAAAUCCAGUUCUUGGAGUUACUGACGAAGACACAUCGAAACUUAGAUUCAGAUAUUUCUCCGGGCGCUGUAUUUACACGUAUCUGUCAAUAUUUGUUGAACAUGGUUUAGCAGAACUUUCGGGAUUCGUGAUGGCAGCAGACUGCAAUCCAGAUAAAAUUUACGAGACAUUCAUUAUGCACAGCUUUCCUUGGAUUAGUCAACAGUUAAACUAUAGUUUCGUCCUUGGAGCACUGACUCAGUUUUUUAACAUUCAAUGCACAUUCAACUGGAAUUUUGCUGAUGUGUUUGUUAUUUGCAUCAGCUUUUACUUGACUUCGAGGCUAGAACAAAUAAACCGAAGGAUGAGUGCUGUGAAAGGAAAAUCGGUACCAGUUUUAGUUUGGCGGUCACUAAGGGAAGAUUACCAUAGAGUAACAAAUCUCGUCAGACGAGUGAAUGAAGUGAUUGGCAGCAUCAUAUUUAUCUCCUUCGCAAACAAUUUAUUUUUUAUCUGUCUGCAACUUUUGCAUACUCUAGCAGAUGGAAUCAAAGCUAUUCCAGGUUGUCACUAUCCAGAUAAAAGGCCACUUAGAGGAUAUGAACAGCCAGCAUAUUUCACAUACUCGCUUAUAUUCCUCAUUGUCAGAUCUUUGGCAGUUUGCCUUAUAGCUUCCGGAGUACACACAGCAAGUCGCACACCGGUUUAUACUUUAUAUGAAGUGCCAUCAUCAGUUUAUUGUGUUGAGGUGCAAAGGUUCAUCGAGCAGAUCCAUGGAGAAACUGUUGCAUUAAGCGGCCUACAAUUCUUCAAAGUUAAACGCGGAAUGGUUUUGGCUAUAGCCGGAACUAUUGUGACGUAUGAACUUGUUCUACUCCAGUUCGCUGGCGUCACGCCCACUGUAACACCUCUGCAUAGCGAUGAUGAUUUAGCU